AUGGAUGUUAUUGGGACAAUCGAGCUAAAGGCUUCAAAUGGGCAUAGAUUCAGUUUGGUUGCCACUGAUUACUUCACCAAGUGGGUGGAGGCCGUCAAUUUCAAAGCAGUCACCAAGGAAACAGUGGUAGACUUUGUCUAUUCCAACAUCAUCUGUUGCUUUGGUAUCCCAAAGACCAUUAUCACUGAUAAUGCAGCCAAUCUAAAUAGCCAUCUGAUGAAGGAGGUGUGCGAACAAUUUAAAAUCAUGCAUCGCCAUUCUACCCCUUACCGACCAAAAGCCAAUGGAGUCAUUGAAGCGGUGAACAAGAACAUCAAGAAGAUUCUUAGGAAGAUUAUCCAAGGUUCCCGGCAAUGGCAUGAAAAGUUGCCUUUUGCUCUUUUGGGAUAUCGCACAGCUAUUCGCACAUCUAUUGGUGCAACUCCGUAUAUGCUUUUAUAUGGAACUGAAGCUGUAACACCCGCUGAAGUCGAAAUUCCCUCUCUCUGA
Messenger RNA from Nicotiana attenuata, 489 nucleotides. RefSeq lists its product as uncharacterized. Gene Ontology annotation, biological process: DNA integration. Bases 1 to 489 code for a protein of 162 amino acids. The record is from RefSeq and is a predicted model, not a curated record. NCBI's taxonomy places the organism in Eukaryota, Viridiplantae, Streptophyta, Magnoliopsida, Solanales, Solanaceae. Gene Ontology annotation, molecular function: nucleic acid binding. The transcript has a single exon.